Molecule: messenger RNA, 1696 nt
Organism: Neocloeon triangulifer
Lineage: Eukaryota; Metazoa; Arthropoda; Insecta; Ephemeroptera; Baetidae
Exons: 3
Coding region: 116-1489 (457 amino acids)
Source: RefSeq, a predicted model, not a curated record
CACUAUCCAGUACAUUCCUGGAUCCACCAGGUGGCAGGUGUGUCGGCCACUCCCAGCCCCUCCUGAGCAACACCCCCAUUUUCCCGCUUGAAAGCUCAAAUAUUUGUUUAUAUCGAUGGAGGGCGACGAAUAUGCCGAUUUCCUACUUAAUUACCAACAACAAAUGAACAAUUUCGUCUUGCAAACUGGAAUAGCACUUGCAGUAACACUUAGCAACCAAAAUACAAAGAAUAGGAGCGUGGGGGUUCAUGAAAUCAACAAAAAAAGAAAUGAAAAAGGUUUCUACCACAACUUGUAUCAAGAAUUAAGGGUCCACCCUCAACGAUUCUUUAAAUUUUUCCGGAUGAGUGUUAAACAAUUUGACUUUUUAUGUGAGCUUAUUCGACCCCACUUGGUCCAGAAAGAUGUCUUCACUCAUAGACCAUUUCCAACUGACAUGAGGGUUGCAGUCACCCUAAGAUUUCUGGCCGCCGGUGAUAGCACUCAUACGCUAGCUUGUGCUUUUCGAAUCGGAGAUUCAACCUGCAGGCAAAUAGUUGCUGAAACAUGUGCAGCAAUUACAUCAGCUCUGAUGCCUCAAUACAUUAAAGCGCCAACCAAGGAGGAAUACAAAGUAAUUGCAAAAGAGUUUGAAGACCGCUGGAAUUUGCCAAACUGUAUUGGGGCGGUGGACGGAAAGCAUGUAGUAAUGAAGUGUCCACCGAACUCAGGUUCAACAUUCUUUAAUUACAAAAAACAAUUUAGUGUGAACCUCUUUGCCGUCUGCGAUGCAAAUUAUUGUUUUACAAUUGCCGAGGUUGGGUAUGUUGGUGUUUUAAGUGAUGCUGGAGUUUUUAGAUUGAGCCCUUUUGGCCAGAGCAUUCUUAAUGAAACCCACCCGAUUCCUGAAGCUGGGUUGCUUCCAAAAGCAAAAAAUGAUCAAAACUGUAAUUUCUUCUUUGUUGGAGAUGAAGCUUUUGGACUCCGUACUGAUUUUCUGAUCCCUUAUGGAAAAGGGUUGUUGAGUGUGGAAGACGAGCUUCUUUCGUACGAGAGGCGUGUUUUUAAUUACCGUCUCUCAAGGGCAAGGCGGGUAAUAGAAAACACUUUUGGUAUUUUGGCAGCCAGGUGGAGAAUCUUUCAUCGAACAAUUGAAGCUCACCCAGAAAACGCCUGUCUUUUUGUGCAGGCUUGUGUAUGCCUGCACAACUUUUUAAUGAAAACAAAAGAAAGGAGUGGUGUGAGAGUUCCUCCUGGCUAUUUUGGGGAUGUUUAUAAGAGGGGUGAAUUAUCCGUUCCGGGUGCAUGGCGAAAGUCAAUUGAGGGGUCUAAAUUAGUAGAUCUCCCAAUGAGAUCAAGUCGCACGCCAAUUACUGAAGCAAGGGUUCAACGAGACAUGUUGGCCCGAUACCUGACUUACGACUAUGCACUGCCAUAUCAAGAGAAGUAUGUAAACCGGGGUGUUCAGAGAGCCGAAGAGGCUCUUAAAACUGUCGCCAGCAGAAAAUGAUUUCAAAGAUGUCAGAAAUUGUUGUUGCCAAAAAGAGCGUUUGAUUAAAGAAAGAGCGUUUGAUUAAAAAAUUUCAUGCUGUAUUAGGUUUAAUUUUGUGUGUGUUUUUUUUAAAAAUUAAAGAUAUGUAAUUGAAUUUAUAAACUUUUAUUUCCUUUCAAAAAAUACAUGUAUUUUUAUAUCAAUAAACAAGUUGUUUUAAUUAAA